AACAUUCCGGUUUUUGUCCAGCGUUCCCAGAAGGUGCAACAAUGGAGCGCAUCGUAAGCGCUAGCCACAGACGACGAAUUUAUUACCUGUGAGGGCAGAACUGCCUCUCCUAUCCUUUUCUCUGCAGUAUCUGGAGCCGGAACAGCUGCGCGCAAAAUGUCAGCCGCAUCCUGCCCAGGUGUCACGUCGACCCCAGCAGCGCAGACAUCGAGCGAGGUCCCUGCUCCCAAGUUACUUCCGGAACUCUUCGACCAAGUUAUCGAUCACCUCCACGACGACAUCCCGGCCCUCACGAGAUGCGCACUCGUCAGCAGAGAAUGGACGUCCACCGCGCGAUACCAUCGUUUCAACACACUCAAAGUGAACCUUCGGUACGACGACUACACGAAGCUCGGAGAAGUGCUGUCCGCCUCUCCAGAGAUCCGCCGUCUCGUGCGCGAGCUCUGGAUAACCACUCCGUGGGACGACAUGGAGACGCUCACCAGCCCUUACCUUGGGCCGCUCACCUGGCUUCCGGUCAUGGAAGCGACAGAGGAACUCGUCCUUAAGGACCACACACUCGAGGAUGAUGAACAGUUGGACUACGAUUUUCGCCCGUACUUGCCCGCGUUGAAGCGAGUGCACUUCUACGCAGGUAGACUCGGCGUUGGCGUUAUCGACCUGAUGUCGGGGUCCUUCCCGGACAUGGACACGCUCCGCCUCACCCAAAUCGGAAGGCUGAUCCGCAUGCCCCGGUCCCGCCGCCGCAGUGGCCCUCAAGUUGUUGUCCCGCCCCCGAGACUACACACGCUGGACUUCCAAAACUUCUGCCCUACCGUGCUCACCUUCACGUCCCAAUGGAUGGCCCGCCAUCCCAAUGCGAACUUGCUUUCGACGUUGCACGUCCAAUGUCCGUUCGUUUGCACGCGCGAGGCGCAGCCCAUGUUCGACCUCUUUGGCCCCCUCCGGCUGCACAGCCUUCAUAUCGGGAUCCUCACUUGGAUGGACGGGCAUAAAGAACUACACAGCGCUCCCCCGACGACCGCUUCGUUGAAGCCCUGCACACAGCUCCGCGAGUUCAGCAUAACGAUUCAGAUGUACGACGGGGUUACGCAGGAGUGGCCGCCCGUGCUAUUCCACGUUCAGAGGAUCCUACAGAGUCUGUCAUCACCGGUCCUGGAAAAGCUCACCAUCGCGACGCGAGGGAGCUUUGGGAAACCUUGCCCGGUCGAUAUCAUACAGGAACUGGAUUGGAACGCCAUACAAGACACGCUGUUGGGGAAACACUUCCCGAUCUUGCGGACGAUAGUCAUCAAGGGGAAGGGAGACCGGCAUGCGUUGACUGCUUUCGUGAAAGAGAAGUGUCCGGAGCUGUAUGGACGGGGAUUGAUACGCUUCCUGUCGAUCCCAUCAACGUUGGACUGGAGUUUGGACCCGUGAUGAAAAUGUAUCACUCUGUAUUACAAUUUCACAAGUACAAUCAACCUCGUUCACGACAACAUGCGGUGUUCGACGACACGGGACAAGAAACCUGAUGACACAAGGAGCGACGAAUUGUUAAAUAACACUUUUGGAAUGAAAGAGUCUCUACGCUCAUGAAUUGCGAAUCUAAUCCGCGUUGGUAGUAAGGACUCCGUCUUCGUAGACGACUUGCUUGCCCUU
Rhodofomes roseus is the source of this 1641-nucleotide messenger RNA. RefSeq lists its product as uncharacterized. The transcript is spliced from 4 exons. NCBI's taxonomy places the organism in Eukaryota, Fungi, Basidiomycota, Agaricomycetes, Polyporales, Fomitopsidaceae. Bases 157 to 1419 code for a protein of 420 amino acids. The record is from RefSeq and is a predicted model, not a curated record.